Molecule: messenger RNA, 861 nt
Organism: Microtus ochrogaster (prairie vole)
Lineage: Eukaryota; Metazoa; Chordata; Mammalia; Rodentia; Cricetidae
Product: OX-2 membrane glycoprotein-like
Exons: 5
Coding region: 1-861 (286 amino acids)
Biological process (GO): negative regulation of neuroinflammatory response; heterotypic cell-cell adhesion; negative regulation of macrophage activation
Cellular component (GO): axon; neuronal cell body; cell surface
Molecular function (GO): cell-cell adhesion mediator activity
Source: RefSeq, a predicted model, not a curated record
AUGAACAAUAGCCACAUCCAGAGAACUUAUCUCUUCCAAGUGUAUUCACAGGAAAUAAAGCAUAAGAAUUAUGAAACAGCUGUACUGGGAAGAAACGUGACCAUCUUCUGCAAUUUGACAAGUCUGGAAAAUGUUCUGCAAGUCACCUGGCAGAAAAUUGAAGGCUCUUUGCCACAAAAUAUCGGCACUUACAGCCAUAAAUAUGGAGAAAAUAUUAUCCCACCAUAUGUGAACAGGCUGCACUGCAAGAUCCUGGAACCCAAUGCCUCCUUCAUAACCAUUCAAAAAGUGACAUUUGAAGAUGAAGCCUGCUACAAGUGUCUGUUUAACACCUUUCCAUAUGGCAGCCAUGGAGGACAAACCUGCCUUAACGUCCUAAUUGUUCCUGAAUUAAUAACAGAACUCCAUCCUGUUCCUGGCUCUGAAGAUCUCCUUAACCUUCAUUGUUCAGGGGUGGGAAAGCCUGCUCCUGGAAUCUCCAUUUAUCCUUCAGAAGUCCUAGUGCUCACACAGGAAGAGUACUUUACUGAGAACCCAAAUAGCACAGUGACCAUCACUAAAAUAUACAACAUCUCUUUGAAAGCUGUCAGGUCCUUGGGCCUCCAGCACCUGGUUGUGUCUAUGACUCACCCCGUAGGACAUGAAGAGAAGAUAGUUCCUCUGCCAGUAAAGCAAGAGGGUACCGUGGAUCACUUCAGGAUAACUGCAAUUAUAUUCAUCAUUUUAUUUCUCAUUUCAUGUGUCAUCGGUGCUCUUUCCUAUAUUUACUUUAAAAAGAAAAGGUUUCUUACUGAAGUCUCUUUGACUCUGCCUACUCUCUAUAUCUCUGUUCAGGUAUCCUACCUGGCUUUGCUCUGUUAA